AUGCAAUGCCACCGUCUUCCUUCCUACCGACAAGGUAGCGCUGAUAGAACAAGUCCGGAGAAUUAUAAUCGGAAAACGUUUUUGGAAAUUAUCAGAAGUGUCACGACGCUCAUCGAUGAGGACGCUGCAGCUGUUUGCGACAGUGCUGUCAAUUGGUUACUGCUCGCUGCGCGACCUGCCAGAAAAAUGCCGGAACCCCAUCGCACCUGGCUUUACCGAUACCUUCCACGCACGAGCCCGUUUGAUGUAUGCGUACGACGCCGCUGCGAAAAAGUGUGUCGAGUUCUUCUACAACGGCAAAGGAGGAAACUCCAACAGAUUCUCUUUCAAGGAGCAAUGCGUGGCAACAUGCCUUAA
Molecule: messenger RNA, 357 nt
Organism: Necator americanus (New World hookworm)
Lineage: Eukaryota; Metazoa; Nematoda; Chromadorea; Rhabditida; Ancylostomatidae
Exons: 4
Coding region: 1-357 (118 amino acids)
Source: RefSeq, a predicted model, not a curated record